Messenger RNA from Oreochromis niloticus (Nile tilapia), 1628 nucleotides. It is a transcript of the gene bloc1s1, whose product is annotated as biogenesis of lysosomal organelles complex-1, subunit 1. The record is from RefSeq and is a predicted model, not a curated record. NCBI's taxonomy places the organism in Eukaryota, Metazoa, Chordata, Actinopteri, Cichliformes, Cichlidae. The transcript is spliced from 4 exons. Gene Ontology annotation, cellular component: BLOC-1 complex. Gene Ontology annotation, biological process: endosomal transport. Bases 147 to 524 code for a protein of 125 amino acids.
CCCACGUGUGACAUCCGUCUUUUUGGUCCCGUGACACGGCUGUAAUUGUUAGCAGUCAGCAAGAAACGUCGCGGUGUGGUAAAUGAUAUGUUAUUUGUUCUAUGAGCAGUCACUUUCGCCAUUAAUAUAACGUCUGCUGAAGCACGAUGUUAUCUCGUCUACUGAAGGAGCACCAGGCGAAGCAAAAUGAGCGGAAGGAGCUGCAGGAGAAACGCAGACGUGAAGCAAUUGCUGCAGCCACUUGUUUGACAGAAGCCCUGGUAGACCACCUGAACGUUGGAGUUGCACAGGCAUAUGUAAACCAGCGAAAGCUUGACCAUGAGGUUAAGACUCUUCAAGUGCAGGCAAGCCAGUUCUCCAAACAAACUGCUCAGUGGAUCAGUAUGGUGGAGGGUUUCAAUCAAGCAUUAAAGGAAAUUGGGGAUGUAGAAAACUGGGCACGAAGUAUUGAGAUGGACAUGAGGACAAUAGCAACAGCGCUGGAGUAUGUACACAAGGGUCAGCUUCAGUCUGCUUGCUCAUAAACCAUGAACGUGUGUGUGUUGGACAUUUGCAAGUGAAACUGAAUACACUGGAAUAAAAUUUAAAUCUACUUGAGUUGACCCCUAUCAGCGAAUAUGUGUUUUGCCUUUGUCAGCAGUUUCUUUGCUUGUCUGCACUCCCCUCUAAGUUCGCCAGGGCAGCUCAGAUGAACAUCAGAAUCCUGCUGCUUUAACAAUGAAAUGCAUAUGUGCAGAAAUUAUGUUGUUGUGUUAGCAGCAAUGUUGGAGGUGCUUACAGAUCAAGGUUGUAACAACCAAAAUGGCAAUAGAUAAAUAUUUAGAAUAGAAUAGAAUUGUUCAUGUACAAAUGGGGGGGGGGGGCAGGCAGGCAGUCUGAAUGGCCCAGGAGAAGAAGCUGUUUGUGAGUCUGGAGGUGUGGGACCUGAGGCGCCAACCAGAGGACAGUGGGUCAAACAGGAGGUGGGCAGGGUGCAAAGGGUCACCUGUGGCCUAGUUUUUCUGAAACAGGAGAAUCUGGCGAUGGCCUCCAGGGGUGGAAGAGGGCAGGCAAUCAUUUUUGGGGCAGUGUUAAUUACCCUCUGCACAGCCUUCCUGUUCUCAGUUGUGGCCCCUGCGUAUCUGAUGAGUGGCAUAAGGCCAGCAGCAGCUCCCAGUCCAGGUUAUUCUUCCUCAGGACACAGUCGUGUGUACAGAGCAUACAUACAGUUGGGGGCUAAGAACACAGCCCUGCAGGGAUCCUGUCACUCCAUGUGGUGAGUGACAGUAGGCGAUAGAGGUGGGGGCCGAGUCAGACAAAUUGGUUCACUACAUUGCCUGAUUUGUUGAAUAAAAGGGGAAAAAGUUAAGUAACAUUGUUGUAAAGAUUCAGUUCACCCCUUUGCAAUAGGUUGAAGAGGCCACAGACAUAAUAAACACCCGUUACCUUUAUUUAGUAUAUCCAAAAAAAGCAUUUUGUUUUAUGGCUUUCUUUUCUGUGCCUGAUACCUGAAUGAUGGUGUAGGUGUUACAUGUCUAUAUAGAGUGAGGGCUGUACUGUCUGUUUUAGACCACAUAAUUUCAGAUGUUGUUAAUGAUGGAAUAAUAUUGUUGAUGGAAAAAUAUUUUAAUAAAGUUUAAAAAUCUUCA